CACAUGUUAAUAUUUUGCAACCAAAUCCGUGAGAAUGUCUUUCAAAAGAGAAUCUAAUGACGGAAGUUCUCUAAAUUCAUUAAGGCAAAGACGAAUCAGGGAUCUGCUGGCUGUUGACAUCCCUGAAGAUGAAGCCACUCUGCUCAGCAAUGGAAGGUUUUCAUGUGUCGUGUGCCAUCAUAAGCCUGUGUUUGACACAGUCGACAUGUUGGCAGUUCACCGCAGUGGGAAGAGACAUCAAGCCAGUCUACAGCAUCAUGAAGAGAAGAAGGCGGAGCUGCAGGAACUGAUCAGGAAACGGAGACAUGAGGCGUUCAUCAAGACAGGAUCUAGUGAAAUCAAGAUUGCAAGUGCACACUUCAAGGGCAUCGGCAAAAUUACACCUUAUGAUCCGAGAGUUAAAAAGAAAGUGAAGCCUUACGACCGCAAACCAAAGCUGAGCUUAUCAACACCACAAGCCACAUCACCAAAGACAUUACCAGGAAAUAGAGCCAUGGAGGCAAUACAGAAUCAGGGCCUACUGAAACAUCCUAAGCAGCUUAAAAAAAUAUUUGAAAGCCCUGACUCUGAAUUUGCAGUCAGACCGUACCAAAGAAAAUCAGAAAUGGUCAGAGGGGAUCAAAAGAACAUUGUGAAUGAGGCGGGGACGGAUUCAGAAUUGGGAUGUAAUCAUGGACAAAAUGGACAUGCGGUGAGCCAUGCUAGGGGAGUGGGGGUUGAGACAUCUGUAGCAUUACCCCCUCCUCCUCCCCCCGAGCCUGGGGUGUCAAGCAAAGAGACAAGUACAGUGGCAAGAGAGGAAAAGGAUGGAGAAACAGUUCGUUCAGAAAAGAAGGACUUAGCAGAAAAAUAUUGGCAAAUGGCAGGAUCAGGCUGGCGGAAAGACUGGGACGGCAAGUGGAUCAGAGAUGAAGAGUGUGAGUUUGACUCUGACGAGGAGCCGCCUGACCUGCCUUGAUGUUGCAGUGAUAUGAGAUGGUGACAGGAGAGGGAUGAACCAAAAUUGGACUAUGAUUUGUCCAUUGCAGUAUUACUCCAGAGAUGUUGGGGUAGCUGAGUGGUUAAAGCGUUUGCUCAUCACACUGAAGGCCCGGGUUCGAUUCCCCACAUGGGUGCAAUGUGUAAAGCCCAUUUCUGUAGUUCCUGCCGUGAUAUUGCUGGAAUAUUGCUAAAAGCGGCAUAAAACUAACCUCACUCAGUAUUACUGCACUGGGUCAGUGUGACCUUGACCUGCGGAUGUUGCGUCAAUUUGUGUGUUUAGUCAGCUGAUGUCUUCAAGUUGGGAACUGAUAGUUUGGAACAUUGUACACCUUGCACCUGUAUCAACAUUCAGUGUGUUAUAAUGAGGAGAUAUAAAACAUUGACUAAUGUGUGGCUGGUGUGUGGAAAGACUAUGACAGUAUUAUUAAACGUUUAAGACUGUU
Haliotis rubra (blacklip abalone) is the source of this 1424-nucleotide messenger RNA. RefSeq names its product sodium channel modifier 1-like. The record is from RefSeq and is a predicted model, not a curated record. Gene Ontology annotation, biological process: RNA splicing. Gene Ontology annotation, cellular component: nucleus. The transcript has 6 exons. The coding region runs from base 35 to 958 and encodes 307 amino acids. NCBI's taxonomy places the organism in Eukaryota, Metazoa, Mollusca, Gastropoda, Lepetellida, Haliotidae.